ACCCACUCACCUGCUGAAGCGAAAGGCAAACAAUGCCUUAAAAAGCAAAAACAUCCUCGUAAUGGUAAUAAUGAUACUGAUUAUGAUGAUGGCAAUGACGAUGAUGAUGUUGAUAAAUGAUACUGAUGAUGAUGCUGAUGCUGAUGCUGAUGAUGAUAACUAUGUUGAUGAUGAUAAUGAUGAUGAUGAUGAUGAUGACGCACCAAAGAUGAUGCACAAUGAUAAUGAUGAUGAUGAUAGUGUCAGUAAUGCUUUUGCUGCUACUGCUGCUGCUGCUGAUGAUGAUGAUGAUGAUGAAGAUGAUGAUGAUGAUGAUGACGCACCAAUGAAGAGCGCUGCUGCUGCUGCUGCUGCUGAUGUCAAUAACACUGCUGCUGUUGUCAAUAACGCUGCUGAUAUCAAUACCGCUGCUGCUGUUGUCAAUAACGCUGCUGAUGUCAAUAACACUGAUGAAGAUGAUGAUGAUGAUGAUGAUGACGCACCAAUGAAGAUGUCAAUAACGCUGCUGCUGUUGCUGAUGAUGAUGGUGAUGAUGAUGACGCAAGUUUGCCGUACCCACUCCGCUGGAACCAAUAAAGCACGCAGCCUCCAUACUGAUGAUGAUGAUGACAAGGAUCUUAACAUGACCAUCCUAGAUGAAUUCUCUGAUUCCUUGGGACGGUGGUCUUGGGCGUCAGUGUGCAUUGAGGAUAUUGAAUGGACAUUUGCAUCAAUUUAUGCUCCGGUAGACAGACGGGAGAAAAUUCAAUUUUUUGGCACCCUCCCGAAGGUGAGCGUUUUAGACAGCAAGAAGACAUCCAGCAAUCUGGUGGAAAGAGCGGUCAUCUCCAAGAUCGGCAAAGUGGCAGCGGUCAAGGAUAUGGUACCCCGGAGCUAUGAGGAGUUUGGAACCCAAAGCUUAUGGCAAGAUCAGAUCGGUGGCUACAAGGUUGGAAAUCAUCCCUUGGUCAAUUCAAAGAGGGAAAGGACGGUGAGUCAGCAUGAUGAUGUGGAGCAUGUGGCAGGUUUCUCUGGCUUAAGCUGUGCUGCUGUUAUGACCUCAACUGUUGCAAGACCACAGGGUGAUAGUGAUCUCACGGUGGCAGUCCAGGCAACCGCAAACUUUCAGGUUCAAGAAGCAGAUACUUGCAGGAGAGCGGAUGGUAUGGAUGAGCCCAGUGGUGUUGCCCACCAGGCAACAGCACGUGAACGAGUAACGGAAGCCAACCUCUUUUCUGAGGGGAACGAUCAUCAGUGUUGUGAUGCGGAUGAUGAUAGUGCACUCAGCAGUGUUGAAGAUGACACCGAUGACGACAACAGGGUUGACCGUGAUGAUAAUCAUCGUGGUUGUGGCGUGUAUGGAGUUGGUGAUGAGGAUGGAGAUGGUGGUGGUGGUGGUGACGAGGAUGGUAUUCGUGAAGGUAAUGGCUAUGGUGUCGACGAGGACGCUAUUCAUGAUGAAGAUGGUGGGUAUGUUGGCUUCGAGGAUGGUAUUCAUGAAGAUGGUGGUGCCUGUGGUGGUGACGAGGGAACCCUCGGUUCCGCAGAUCCCAAAGAUUUCAACGCACUCAAAGAAUCCGUGGACGGUGGAGAGGCUGUGAUGGAAAAGUCAAAAUCUGCCUUCAAGUAUGCGGCAUUAUUGGGGGAAACAGUACGAGCGCCUUGUAGCAAAACCGGCACCCAAAAAGCCAGCCUGCUUAGCGAAGAACAAGGAAAAAGAGCAGAGCAAUCUGAGAUAGUAAAGACCGUGGAUGGAGAACAGGAAAAGGCGCAAAGGCUUCGAGAGAUCAAGGACGGACAUGUGUGCGGCAGUCGACUGUUAGCUGACAAAUGUGCAGUCGGGAGAUCGGAACAGGGACAUCCGAAGGCAGAAACCCGCGCAGACAACUGGACCAGGAACAGCCAAACUUAUCCGAAGGAACGGAACAUAGACCGCCAGGCAGGUGCAAGGGUGUACCAGGAAAGGACAAACGGUCAAAAUGAGCAGCGAUAUGGUAAAAGUGAGAAGCAACACAUGGAGGCAGAUUGUGGUGUGUCUAAGAAGGGCUGCCCACUUACUGAAAACAGGUUGAACCGAACAACCACAGAGCUUCAGUUGAAAUGGAGUCAACCUUGUGCUGUGAGCAAGGAAGACGGGCCCAAGCAUAUCUCAUCCCGGUAUACAGAGUUGAUGCCUGACAUGUCUGCAGGCCAGCGUGAACGAGGAGACUCUGGGAGAAAAGCCACCACGGAGGAGGCAAUACACACUCUCCAUCCAGCAACCAUUACUCCCAUGCCUAUUCUACCCUUACGAGGACAAUCCGAGAGAGAAGCCACCACAGAGGAGGAGAUACACACUCUCCAUCGAGCAACCACUGCCGAUAUACCUGUUCUGCCCAAACGACGAGAGUCUGAGAGAAAAACCACCACAGAGGAGGCGACACAUACUCUCCGUCAGCCGACCACUGCUGACACACCUGUUCUACCCAGACGAGGAGAGUCUGGGAGAAAAGCCACCACAGAAGAGGAGACACACACUCGCCGUCUGGUGACCGCUACUCGCAUACCUGUUCUACCUACCGAGCCGCAGCCAAAGUCCCAGCGCCUGUCCACCCAGUGUCCAGAUCCUCCACUAUUGUCCCGUCUUUCACUGAUGACCCUGGUCGCAAACAUCAAUGACAACUGGGAACAAGCAACAGCAGUCGGCCCAAGAAAGAGAGUUUCUAGGAAUGCUACAGAAAUAUACCUGUCAUCCAGACGAAGGGUGUAUCAAGAGAUCGUCAAGCUGGAAGAGGAAGGUCUGCAGCUUGUCGAGCGGACAAUGGGAGGGCCUGUCGAUUUGAUCCUGACGUGUUCAUCUUGCCUCGUUGUUUACACUGCUGAAAGGCUCCAUCUGGACUCCACCAUGUUCCUGCAGACCCUGGACCAACCCGCUGGUUCUCCUUCCCAUCCCCCACCUGCAGGUGGUCCAAGCGCUUCGACUGCCGCAAGAGCAAAAGUAUCAUCCUGUUGCAAGAAUAUUAUUGACCAUCACAUUGCACCUGUAAGCUCGGCCUUUGAGAAAUGUGCGAUGGCAGAGUUAAGCAAAGUCCAACAGGCAUACCAAAUUGGGUAAGGUGCUGAAGGUGCAUCCAGAAAAGGUUAUAUAUUAGGUGCCAAAUAUACAUAUGAAAGUCCGCGUUGGCUUAUCCACACCU
Chara braunii is the source of this 3155-nucleotide messenger RNA. The record is from the annotation of a GenBank genome assembly. Lineage: Eukaryota; Viridiplantae; Streptophyta; Charophyceae; Charales; Characeae.